Messenger RNA from Penicillium antarcticum, 2553 nucleotides. Its product is annotated as PSP1 family protein. The coding region runs from base 1 to 2553 and encodes 850 amino acids. The record is from RefSeq and is a predicted model, not a curated record. NCBI's taxonomy places the organism in Eukaryota, Fungi, Ascomycota, Eurotiomycetes, Eurotiales, Aspergillaceae. The transcript has 3 exons. Gene Ontology annotation, cellular component: cytoplasm.
AUGGCUGCGCCAUCUCACCGACCAAUUCCGGCACAGUCGUCCCCGCCGCCUGCUGCGGCAACCGCCUCUGCUAUUCUCGAAAAGACUCACCCUGGCGUGCGCCGCUCGACUCCUGACUCUGAUGCGCUUGCUUCUUCAGAUGACGACGGAGACCAUGGGGCCCAAGCCCAGAACAUAAUCCCACCUACUACCCGACCACCGGCACGCCGAACUUCGUGGCUCAAUGAAGUACCACUAUCAGCCCAACGCAAACAUUCCUUGCCAGGCGGUCACCUGUCAUCUGCUCCGUCUAAUCCUACCAGUCCGGCUACCGACCAGGCUCCCUGGGCGACAAACACGAGCCCCGGGAUUCCUGGCUCGUUUGGGUGGAAUCAAGCCGGAGGAAGCUCUUUUCCCUGGACAGGUACAGGCAUUUGGAAUAAUGAAACCCGCAAAGAACCGCCACCUCGCCUGUCCGAAAUGGUUCCUUCUCCUACUAUGACGAAUCCGGCUCUCGCGAGCACCAUGCAAGAUGACAUGCUGAGCCCGAUUACUCGUACCAUGUCUGGUGAAUCCGCUAUUCCAUUCUCUAUCCCGCUACACCCUACUCCCAAAACUUAUCGAUCCCAGUCAUAUUCUGUUGGCCAAAUGGACCCCGAGUUCCUUGGCCUUGCAGGGAAGAAUGGCGCUGGCACUGGUGCUGGUGCUAGUGCUGGUGCUGGUACUGGUACUGGCCAAUUUGCUGGUCGCGCGCGCGGACCAGGACAGAUGUCGGCUGUUCAGCCUCGAACAUCACGUCCCAGUGUUCUCGGUGAACUAGGACACGAUCCUGCCAUGCUUGGUCAGGUCCGUGAGGACGAUGAUGGUGACGAAAGCCUGAACGGUUCUGACGGUGACAUGAGCUAUUCGGCCAACCAGGCCCGAAGGAUCGAGCAGCUGGCACGCGAGAACGCGCUCCUACGACAACAAGCUGCUGCUGCAAAUCAAACAGAAAACAGGUUCCGUGAGCGCGCUGGAUCAGCUGCGUCUCUAGGUGGAGGAGCUCAUUCGUUGCAUCGCAUCAGAGGUGGUGUUCCAGAGGAAGACUUGGCCGCGGAAGAUCUGGGAGCACUGCGCGAUCUUUCUGAAUACAACAUGCACGGCAACAAUAGACGUCGCUUCUCUGAGCACUCGCCACAGCCAGAAGCGCCAUUCUCGUCCUAUGCUCCCCCGCUUGAGAACCGUGCUUUGGAGAAUGUGCGAAAGGCUCACUGGCAAACUUCUCUCGGUUUCGGACGUGUGGCCGACAUGCCUCAGAGCCGUCGUCACUCUUUUGCAGAUAUUCCUAUGCGUCAUGGUUCUAUCGGGUCGGUUGACACUCUCAACUCUGCUACUUCACGCGCAGCUAUGGGAGAUCGUGAUGAUGGUUAUGGAAUCAAUGACUACGCUAACCCAUCAUACUACCCCCGCGAGCAAACCUUGCGUGGCGAUGGCUCCUCGGGUCUCCCUGCUUCUCUCAACCAAUAUGCCAUGGGUGCGUAUGGUCGCCAACAACCCGCCUUGUCCCACGCCCACCAAAAUCAGCUUCUAUACCUCGUCACCUUCAAAUGUCACCGCGCAGAUGUUUUCUAUAUCCAAGAAGAUACCGGUCUCCAAGUGAACAAGGGUGAUUUGGUAAUUGUCGAGGCAGACCGAGGCACAGAUCUGGGUACCGUUCAACAUGCAAACAUCUCCCUGCAAAAGGCCAGAGAGAUGAAGCAACAAUAUGCCGAAGAGCAUUACAAGUGGCUUAUGAUGUUCUCUCGGCAGGGUCAACUUGAAAAUUCCAAUGUCACCAACCCAGCAAAUAAUCCCAAUGCUAGAAGUGCGACCGGUGGAAUGGGUCCUCAUGGACCACACAGUGUGCAGGAGCCUGCAACCGACCUCAAGCCUAAGCUCAUCAAGCGCUUGGCGCAGCCCCAUGAGAUUCUGACUUUGCGUGACAAGGAAGGUAACGAGGCCAAAGCCAAGCGUGUCUGCCAGCAAAAGGUUGUUGAGCAUCGUCUGAACAUGGAGAUCCUCGAUGCCGAGUUUCAAAUGGAUUGGAAGAAGCUCACCUUCUACUACUUUGCGGAUUCAUAUAUCAACUUCAACUCGCUAGUGACGGAUCUUUUCAAGAUCUACAAGACUCGCAUCUGGAUGUCCGCCAUCAACCCCGCCUCAUUCGUGACUCCCCCAACCCCCGGUCUGCCAGGCCCCGGUCCAGGCCAAAUGCCUAACCCGCUCUACAACCAAGAGACUCCUGACCACCGUCAGCAACAUGAUGGCAGACAGUAUGGAGCGCGAGAGCCUGUUGACGUAGCCCGUGACAUACAGAAUCCAGUUGGGUUGAUGCGCACGGCUUAUGGCGAUUCCUACCAACCUUUCAACCAGCCUUCCCGUCAGCAAGAUUCAUCCCAAUCGGAUCCCUUCGCCCCGUAUUCUCCAGGAGGAUAUGGUCUCGAUGGAGCAUUCGAUUACGGUGCCGCUGGUGCUGUGUCCAACAGUGCCACACGCAUGCACCCAGGGCAGGGUGAAUGGGUGGGCCGGUUCCAAGGUCUAUCCCUCAACUCCUGA